Messenger RNA from Diceros bicornis minor, 4213 nucleotides. RefSeq names its product parvin beta (gene PARVB). The record is from RefSeq and is a predicted model, not a curated record. Gene Ontology annotation, molecular function: actin binding. Gene Ontology annotation, biological process: substrate adhesion-dependent cell spreading; actin cytoskeleton organization; lamellipodium assembly. Gene Ontology annotation, cellular component: focal adhesion; actin cytoskeleton; lamellipodium. Bases 55 to 1152 code for a protein of 365 amino acids. The transcript has 13 exons. Lineage: Eukaryota; Metazoa; Chordata; Mammalia; Perissodactyla; Rhinocerotidae.
UACUCCUCUCCCCACUGCGCCCGCGCCCGGCCACCGGGCCCCCACGCGCGGCCCAUGUCCUCCGCGCCGCUGCGCUCGCCCACCCUACGGCCCCACAAGAUGAAGAAGGACGAGUCGUUCCUGGGCAAGCUGGGCGGCACGCUGGCGAGGAAGAAGAAGGCCAAAGAGGUGAGUGACCUGCAGGAAGAAGGCAAAAAAGCCAUCAACUCUCCGAUGUCCCCUGCCUUGGUGGAUAUUCGCCCUGAAGACACCCAGCUAGAGGAGAACGAGGAGCGCACGAUGAUCGACCCCACCUCCAAGGAUGACCCCAAAUUCAAGGAGCUGGUCAAGGUUCUCAUUGACUGGAUCAACGACGUCCUGGUGGAGGAGAGGAUCAUCGUGAAGCAGCUGGAGGAGGACCUGUAUGACGGCCAGGUGCUACAGAAGCUCUUGGAAAAACUGGCGGGCUGCAAGCUGAAUGUGGCCGAGGUGACACAGUCCGAAAUUGGGCAGAAGCAGAAGCUGCAGACGGUUCUGGAAGCGGUGCACGACGUGCUGCGGCUCCACGGCCGGGCGCUCCAGUGGAACGUGGACUCGAUUCACGGGAAGAACCUGGUGGCCAUCCUCCACCUCCUCGUGUCCCUGGCCGUGCACUUCCGGGCCCCGAUCCGCCUCCCAGAGCAUGUCUCCGUGCAAGUGGUGGUCGUGCGGAAGAGGGAAGGCCUGCUGCAUUCCAGCCACGUCACGGAGGAGCUGACCACGACCACAGAGAUGAUGAUGGGUCGGUUUGAACGGGACGCCUUCGACACCCUCUUCGACCACGCCCCAGACAAGCUCAGCGUGGUGAAGAAGUCGCUCAUCACGUUUGUGAACAAGCAUCUGAACAAGCUGAAUCUGGAGGUGACAGAACUGGAGACGCAGUUUGCAGAUGGUGUGUACCUGGUCCUGCUCAUGGGCCUCCUGGAAGACUACUUCGUCCCCCUGCACAACUUCUACCUGACCCCUGAGAGCUUCGAUCAGAAGGUCCACAACGUGGCGUUUGCCUUCGAGCUGAUGCUGGAUGGAGGGCUCAGGAAACCCAAGGCUCGCCCUGAAGAUGUGGUGAACCUGGACCUCAAAUCUACUCUGCGGGUGCUUUACAACCUGUUCACCAAGUACAAGAACCUGGAGUGACGGCGGGGAGCGCGGAGACAGCGGCCGGCGGCCCUGUGUGCUGCCCUGGCCGGAGGCGCCCUCACUUCCCCUCCGAGCACGUGGUUACCCCCCCACCGCCCCCAGCCCCCCUCCCUCUACAGUGGGCGGGAUCCUUCGAAAUGCAGGGUUCAAACACCAUUGCUUCACCUGGGGGUCUGCAGGGUGCUGAGUCCGUCGUCCGCCUUGAUCAGAAGAUGAAAAAGAAAAGCCAGACUCCAACUCCUCAGCCCAUGGGAGGGGUGCCCUGCGUGCCGUGUGAUGGAGCAAUUAGCGAUCACAGGCGAUCAGAAACGCUGUCAGCUCUGCUGUUCUGGGGGAAUCUCCUGGGCGGGGCUCUCCUCCAAGCGAGGCGUUUUUAGUAAAAAGCAUUUUGCAGUUUUAAAAACUUCCCUCUGAAGUCCCAGAAGCUUUUGAUGUGACCAGAGUGUCCACCCCUCGUUCCUUUUAUUUCUUGGCAGCUCAGUUUUUUUUUUUUCAUUUGGGUUUUGCACAAACAUCUGUGACCUGGAUGACCUGGCUGACCUGGCCGAAGGAAGGAAGGAUUUACUGAGGGCAUUUCUUUAUUUCUUGCUCCGGCUGAGUGGGCUGGGUCGGGGGCCGGCUCCGAAAUGCUGCUUGAGACAGUCGGGCCAGAACUUUCCAUCCCAGAGGCCCUGUUUGGGAAUGGAUGCAUUUUUAGAAGUUAAUAACGGGGGUGUAUUAGUCUGCUAGGGCUGCUAUGACAAAGUGCCACAGCCUUGGGGGCUUAAACAGAAAUUUGUGUUCUCACAGUCCUGGAGGCUGGAGGUCCAAGAUCAAGGUGUGGGCAGGGUUAUUUCCCCUGCGGCCUCUCUCCUUGGCUUGUAGGUGGCCGUCAUCUCCCUGUGUCGUCACGUGGUCAUUCCUCUGUACCCAUGUCCAAAUGUCCUCUUCUUAUAAGAACGCCAGUCAUAUUGGGUUAGGGCCACCCCAAUGACCUCAUUUUAACUUGAUUACCUCUUUAAAGACUGUCUCCAGAUACAGUCACAUUCUGAGGUCCUGGGGGUUAGAACUUCAAUUUAUGAAUUUCAGGGGGGCACAAUCCAGCCCAUAACGGGGGAUAUGAAGUGUUCCUCUCACUCCUCCUGGAGUGCUAGCUUUCUGGAGCCCUGUUGGCGUCUCUCCUUGGGGAGCCCUGUAAAAGGAAAUGCUGAUUCUUCAUGUACGUGCUGCUCACCCCCCACUCACUGUGGCUCAGGAGGGAAAUGGGGAUCCAUCGGCUGGGUCUCUGGCGGGUCCUGCACUGUGUUACAACCCCCCGCCUCCUGGGCUGGGGUUUAUGACACGCCAACCCCCUCGGGAGCCCCCUGCAAGUCAGCCUCCUUCCUCCUCCUCAGCAUUCACCACGGUAGCAAGAAGAGCCUUUCUCAUCUCUUUGAUUUCCGCCUUCCUGCCGUAGAUCAGAGCUGUUGAGUGCAUCGUUGAUAUUAAAUUGAAUACCAAUGUUUAAGAUUUAGAAAACAGUUUAAUAUUCUGUCUCAGCUCCGGCUGCUCCCAGCCUGGGGAUGGGUUCAGAAUAGCCGUUCUGAAGGAGGUGGUUUCCCAGCAGGGGAAAGAAAUAAUUAAAACGGCAUUACAGUGUCUCCUGUGGGAUGCAGUGACAUUACAGAACCACGUUGACAAAACAGCUGGGGCUGGAACGUUCUGUGCCGCCUUCAUUACACGCACAGAAUCACAGCCACUGGAGCCAGCAGGGGCCCGUCCACUUGCCUCGCUCACAGGUGGGCUUGGCGAGAGCGAUGUGGCUCCUUGGGGGCCACGGGGGGACAAAGGACGUGAGGUCGGGAUUUGGAAAGAGCACAGCCUGGGGGUUUUCAGCGCGGGCGGGCAGCCGCCGCAGUUCCCUGCCAACAAGGGGAGGAAGUGGUUAUGGGGAGAGGGGUGGCUCAGCUUCCUCAGGCAGCGAGCCCACUUCAAGCCCCUGUGUUUCCAGCAGGAGAGUUAAAGAAAUAAUAAGAUACAUGGAAACUGUACUUGGGCACUUCUGCCUCCCCCUCAGGCUGUAUGCAUCUCAUCCCCCCCCCCCACCCCGCCCUGUCCAGUUUGAAUCAGAAUUUGAAGCAUGGCCUGGACGGAUCCAUCGAUGGGCCAUUUCCAAGGCAGAAGUCAAGAUGAGCUCUGCUGUGGGCGAUGAUUCCUCCUCUUGUGAUAAACCCAUCGUCCCCACUGUCUUGGGGACAAUGAUUCUCUGGACAUGAGUCUCAGGGUCUGGGAUGUCUCCUCUGUAGGGUGCCGCAUGCUGGGGUAUCUUCUUGGGGCCACUUGGGCAGCAGAGACAACUUUCCUUUGACACUCACUGGGGGCUCCUUGGAAUGUAAGCACUUUCCUGUUAGUCCUUAAUUGAGGAAAGUUCUGGAACCCUCUUCCCUCGACUGACCCACAUUUUCAGUGAGUUGUCCUUCCCUGAAGAAGGACCCUCAUCUAUAGGAACUAAAUGAAAGCAGGAUCAUUUGCGCCCAUGCAGCCCCGGCCCCGGCGCACGAAAGCCUCGGGGUCUGCGAGGCCUGCGUGAACGCCUGGGCGAGGGCGAGAGAUGUUGACUUCCUUGUGUGCUUCUCCGUGUGGCGUGUCGUUGAAGCCCCCUGCCCCCCACUGGCCUUGGGGAACCUGCUUGCAGCCCUGGUUCCUCUUUAACAACCACAGGGUGUUAUGCAAGCACUGAGCCCAGAGCCCCGUGUAUCCUGUUGUCCUAAUUGGAUGUGACAAAGAGCUGUGUUGUUUUAAAGCAACUGAAUCCUUCUUCCACCCGCUUCGUGUGCCAGUAUUAUAUUGUCUUUUUAAUCGUUUUAAGCAGUGUUUACUUUGGAUUUAUGGCUAUUGAAUAAAAGCCACUAAAACCCUGGCCGUGUUGUUGCCCCAGCCGCCGGGCUGACGGCGGGAAGGUGACACUGUUCCCGUGUGCUGUGGGCUAGCACGCUGUGCUGCAGACCGGACGUCGCCUAAGCUGGGGACUCGAGUUAGGAAGAUACCGUGUGGUGUGAACAGUGUGCUGUUAUUUAUUGCAAUAAAGAACUCGUGAGCA